AGUAUAGAGUUCGUGAAGUUUGUGUCUCUUGUGAGGUGUGACUCCCCAAGCUUAUCAUAAUCAGCUCAUUCCAUUCCCCCCACCGGAAAACCCCAUGGGAGAGGAAGAGAAGAAGCCCGAGGAAAAGAAGCCAGAGGAAGCUAAGGUGGUAGAGGGAGACAAGAAGGAUGAAGCACCAAAAGGUGAUGAAAAGAAAGCUGCCGCCGAGGAAUCCAAAGACAAAGACAGCCCGCCAGCUGCUGCUGCCCCUGUUCCUCCGCCGCCGCAAGAAAUCAUUUUACAAGUCUACAUGCAUUGUGAAGGAUGUGCUCGAAAAGUUCGCAGAUGCCUCAAAGGCUUUGAUGGAGUGGAAGAAGUUGUGACUGAUUGCAAGGCAAGUAAGGUGGUGGUGAAAGGUGAUAAGGCAGAUCCACUCAAGGUUUUGGAGAGGGUUCAGAGGAAGAGCCACCGCCAAGUGCAGCUUCUUUCUCCGAUUCCGAAGCCGCGGCCACUGGAGGAAGCCAAGAAGGUUGAAGAGAAAGAAGUUCCUAAACCUGAAGAGAAAAAAGAAGAGCUUCCUGUGAUUACUGUAGUCUUGAAAGUUCACAUGCAUUGUGAGGCUUGUGCUCAAAAAAUGAAGAGGCGUAUACAGAAAAUGCAAGGAGUUGAAAGUGUACAGCCAGAUCUAAACAGCUCCGAAGUGACUGUGAAAGGGGCAUUCGAGCCACCUAAGCUGGUUGAUCUUAUUUACAAGGGGACAGAUAAACAUGCUGAAAUUGUUAAGGUAGAACCUGAGAAAAAGGAGGAAGAGAAACCUAAGGAAGGAAAAGAAGAGGCAAAAGCCGAUGGUGGCGGCGAAAAGGGGAGCAAGAAAGGUGAAGAUGAUGGCAAAAAACCCGAAAAGGAAGACGGUGCACCGCCUCUGGCUGGCGGCAGCGUCGGUGAAGAUCAGCCGCCGAAACAAGAAGCUGGACAAGAAGGAGGUGAUCCUAAAUUGGAAAUGAAGAAGAAUGAUUUCUACUAUUAUCAUCCACAAAACCAUCAUCAGAAUGAUUUCUACUAUUAUCAUCCACAGAACAAUCAGCAGCUUCAUCAUCCAGCCUAUGUUCAAGAAUCUUAUGGAUAUCCAGCGUAUCCUCCACAGAUGUUCAGUGAUGAGAACCCUCAUGCAUGCUCUGUAAUGUAAAUGAUGAGAAAGACGAGGGUUAAAAUUGGGAGGGACGUUGCACAUGGGGUUGGAAUGUCCAUGGCCCCCCUUCAUCCUUGACACCUUGAUGUGCUCCACAUGUGGCCCUGUCUGGGGUCCUUUAGCAUAAACCUAAUCUGCAGGGAAGCUGUAGAAUUUUGUGAGGGCUUUGUACCAUCUUGUUUUCUUUAUUAGCAGCACUAUAUAUAUAUAUAUAAACUCUCUGUUACAUACUUGAAAUAAAUAAUUAACAUAA
Molecule: messenger RNA, 1421 nt
Organism: Coffea eugenioides
Lineage: Eukaryota; Viridiplantae; Streptophyta; Magnoliopsida; Gentianales; Rubiaceae
Product: heavy metal-associated isoprenylated plant protein 7
Exons: 5
Coding region: 95-1165 (356 amino acids)
Molecular function (GO): metal ion binding
Source: RefSeq, a predicted model, not a curated record